AUGAACAAUGCGUCAAAAAAAAAAUCAUCCAAACAAGAAAAGAGUUUUCGAGGAGAUAUAAAUCAUGGUAUAACUUCAUUUAAAGCUGUAUUAAACCAAGAAGUUUGUUUUGAGGAUGACAAUAAAGAACAAAAACUUAAUAAUUUAUCCAUGGAGGACUUGAAUACUAAAGUUAAUCAGUAUAAUUCAUUGUACUUGGAAAAUAAAAUCAAUGUAGAUAAUGCAUUUGAUAUAGAUUUAAUCAGUUGUGUACAACAAAUGGUAAAGAGAUCUAAAAAAACGGAUAUUUCGAAAAUUAGUAAUACAUUUGAUGCCAUUAGUAAGGUGUACUCAUGUAGAGUUGAUUAUGUUUUAAAGACUGGUAAUAAAUUAAUUAAAGAAUUUGUGGCAGAAACCAAAAACAAAAAGCUUGUUAAAGAGAAAGAGAAUGAGACAAAAACAAAACAAAAAUCUAGAAAAAAACUAAUGUUAACAACAGCAGAAAAGUUACGCUCUAAAGACAAAGAAAUGCUACCUAGAAAACAUUUUUUCAAUGUUAAUUUUAACAAUGAUGUGAUUGACUAUGCAAAACCUUCAAGAAUAUUGAUGAAUAGAUAUUCUAAUGACACUUAUUGGCCAGAAUACAAUGUUUCCAACAAUGUUCCAAAAGUGAAUGAAAAUCAACAAGAAACAUAUUAUAAAAUGGAAAAUUUAAGUAAUUUAAUCAAAAACGGAAAAAUUUGUCCGUCAUUUCAUAAAUUUAUUGCUGAAUGUGAUAAAAGUACGAAUUGUGAUGAUGACACUGACAUAAGCAAAUUAGAUAAUAUUCAAACACAUUUUAGUCAAGAAACAUCUACAUUUUGUGCUAACAAUUCUGAAGAAACUGAUGAUUCAAUGGAUGAAGAUUUUAACAAACCAAAUUCAGAAAUAAUAGUACAUACAAGUCCAGGACCAUCUAAUCAGAAUAGUAAUCAAUUUGGUAAACCGGAAAAUUUAGGUGGGUUGUAUUACUGUUAUAUUUAUUUAAAAAAAUAA
Molecule: messenger RNA, 1014 nt
Organism: Macrosiphum euphorbiae (potato aphid)
Lineage: Eukaryota; Metazoa; Arthropoda; Insecta; Hemiptera; Aphididae
Source: the annotation of a GenBank genome assembly